This is a messenger RNA of Closterium sp. NIES-65, 4314 nucleotides long. The record is from the annotation of a GenBank genome assembly. NCBI's taxonomy places the organism in Eukaryota, Viridiplantae, Streptophyta, Zygnematophyceae, Desmidiales, Closteriaceae.
AUGGCCACCCCCAGUGUCCUGUCGUUUGACGCUGAGGGUCGCGCCAUUGACUUUCCAGUCUGGAUUGAGGACCUGCAGCUGUACUUACUGUGCGAUGCGAUCGAUGAGGUUUCUCUCUUUGACUUUGUCUCUGGAGCUGUCCCUACCCCUCCUGCUGAUGCUGACCCUGCAGUUCGCUCCAAGUGGGCCACACGCGAUGCUGCUGCACGUCUUGCUGUGCGUCGCCACCUCCCUUCCUCCGAGCGUGCCCACUUUAGUCAGUGCAAGACCGCUCAGGCCUUGUACGACGCUGUAGUUGCACGCUACUCCUCCCCUUCCUCCGCUACGCUGAGCCGCCUCAUGCUACCGUUUCUCUUCCCUGACCUCGCUGCCUUUCCCACUGUCGCUGACCUCGUUACCCACCUCCGCGCUAGUGACGCUCGCUACCGCGCUGCCCUUCCUGCUGAGUUCCGCGCCGCAAACCCUCCUCCCAUGUACAUCACUCUCUACUUUCUCGUCACCCGUCUCCCUGAGUCCCUUCGUGUCGUUAGGGACCAGUUUCUCUCUGUCUGUCCCACCACCCUCACUGUCGACCUCCUUGAGGAGUCCCUGCUAGCGGCUGAGAAGAGCAUCGUCGCUGUAGGGGCCUCUCGGGGUGACCCUCGCACCCCCAUCUUUGAGGGGUGUUCUCCUUCCCCCCUGCUGCCCUCUGUCGCCUCUGCCGCUGCGGCCGACCUCGCUGGUUUUGAGUCGGUCGGUGCGGCGUCUGCCCCCAGCGGUAGACGCCGCUCUGGCAAGGGCAAGGGGGGCAAGGGAGCGGGUGGAGCUAGAGGGGGCAGUGGCGGAGAAGGUGGGGGUGGCGGAGGGAGUGGGGGUGGCGGUGGAGGUGGUGGCGGGAGUGGAGGUACUGGUGGAGGCGGUGGAGGCGGAGGUGGCGGCGGAGGCGGUGGCGGAGGAGGCGGGGGCGAGGGUACCGGUGGGGGCAGUGGCGAUGGAGACGGGGGUGGCGGUGGAGGCGGGGGUGGCGGUGGCGGCGGGGGUCGGAGUGGCUCGUCCCAGCGGAGCAGCUCUGGGGGUGGCCAGCGCCAGCAGCAGCAGCAGCAGCGCUCUCGCACCGUCCCCGCCCCUCAGCAGCUCCGUGAGUGGUACUUGCAGCGUCAGCGUGGUGGUGCGUUUGGUCCCUGCCCCUACGUUCUUCGCACCGGUGACCGUGCGGGGGAGAGGUGUGGAGGCACCCACACAGCCCGCCGCUGCUUUGGCCGCCUGACCGACGCCUGGCGUCAGCAGUUUCCGGAGGCCGCAAGGAUCCCCCGCUGGGGGGAGCUGUCUAGGGCUGGUGUAGCCGUUUAUGAUCUUGACUUUGAUGCUAUUCUUUCUGCUAUGUAUGUUGUGACUGGUAGUGAUGAGGAUGACUGUUACCGGUGUUUCCCGCCCGACCCGGGCAUUGGUACUUCUGUGUCAGGUGCUAGUGAGGCUGCUGCUCUAGGUGCCAGUGCGUCUGUGCUCUCAGGUACUGCGUCUCGCUCCUUCUUUCGGGACCGCACCACUCUCACGCCGCUUAGUCGGCCGGUUGCGGUGUCCCUGGCGGACCCCUCUGGGGGGCCUGUCCUGUCUCGCUUCUCCACGGUCCUUCCGUGUCCGGCGGCCCCCUCUGGCACCCUGUCUGGUCUCUACCUCCCCUCGUUCUCGACGAACCUGGUGAGUGGUGCUGACCUACAGAAUGCGGGUGUCCACCAGUUCACUCCUGCUCGUCAGCGCGUGACCCACUGCACGGAGGCUAGCACGGGACGCCACCUGGCUACGUUUACUCGUCAGCCAGGGUCGAGCCUGUACACACUGACCACUGCUUCUCCUCCAGGUGCUGAGUCUGGUAGGGUCCCUUCGUCUGGUCAGGUGUUUGCCGCAGCGUCCAGGUCUGGUCCUGAGUCUGCCCCCUGUUCGUGUCGUCGUCUGUCUCACGAGACCCUCCUCUGGCACCACCGCCUUGGUCACCCCUCUCUGCCUCGGCUCAGAGGCAUGGCCUCCCGUCUUCUUGUGUCUGGUCUCCCCCGGUCUCUACCUCCCCUUCCUCAGGGCCCUGGCCCUGCCUGUGUCCCCUGUGUCGAGGGGCGCCAGUGUGCUGCCCCUCACUCCUCCCAGUUUCCUCCGACAGAGGCCCCGUUGCAGACGCUUCACAUGGACGUGUGGGGCCCAGCCCGCGUCCGUGGACAGGGUCAGGAGCGCUACUUCCUGCUCGUUGUUGACGACUACUCGCGUUACACCACAGUCUUCCCCUUGCGCAGCAAGGGUGAGGUCACUGAGGUGCUGAUCGACUGGAUCCGCGCAGCUCGUCUUCAGCUCAGGCAGAGCUUUGGCUCCGACUUUCCUGUGUUGCGUCUGCACUCGGACAGAGGCGGAGAGUUCUCCUCUGGCCUUCUGCGUGCCUACUGUCGUGCGCGAGGCAUCCGCCAGUCCUUCACGCUUCCGGACUCCCCGCAGCAAAAUGGGAUUGCUGAGCGCCGCAUUGGCAUGGUCAUGGACGUCGCCCGUACGUCCAUGAUGCAUGCGGCUGCCCCCCAUUUUCUGUGGCCGUUUGCGGUCAGGUACGCAGCGCAUCAGAUCAACCUCCACCCCAGGGUCUCCAGGCCGGAGACCUCCCCAGCCCUGCUGUGGACGGGGAAGGUUGGCGAUGCGUCGGCGUUCCGGGUCUGGGGAUCUCGGGCGUUUGUCCGCGACUUGUCUGCGGACAAGCUGUCCCCUCGCGCUGCUCCCUGCGUCUUCCUGGGGUUUCCCCCCGACGCCCCUGGGUGGCAGUUCUACCACCCCACCUCUCGACGUGUUCUGUCCUCCCAGGACGUCACGUUCGACGAGUCGGUACCCUACUACCGCCUCUUCCCCUACCGCACUCCGUCCCUCCCCCCACCCCCGCUCUUCUUGGUACCAGGUCCCCCCCCGGUAGACCCCCUCCCCCCUCAGGGUCCUGCCCCUUCAGGUGUGUCCCAGGUAGACACGGUCGAGCCUGUCGAGGUCACUGGUGACUCUGGUGCUGCUGCGGGAGCUGAGCCUGGGGGUGCGGAGUCUGGGGGUGCUGAGCCUGGGGGUGUUGAGCCUGGAGGUGCCGAGCCUGGGGGUGCUGAGCCUGGGGGUGCUGAGCCUGGGGGUGCUGAGCCUGGGGGUGCUGAGCCUGGGGGUGCUGAGCCUGGGGGUGCUGAGCCUGGGGGUGCUGAGCCUGGGGGUGCUGUGCUUGGGGGUGCUUCGUCUCGCCGGGAGCCACUCUCCCCACAGGAGCUGCGUGAGUGGUUUGCCAGGCGCUGGAGGCGUGCUGCUGGUGCUGGUGGUUCUUCGGCUGCAGAGGGUACUGCUGCCGCGCGUCCCGGCGGUGCUCGUACUGUGGGUGCUGGAGCUGCUGGGUCUGAGGGUUCUCCUAGAGCUGGUGCUGCUGAGGGUGUUGGCGCUGUGCCUGCCGCUGGCGGUCCGACUGACAGUGCUCCCGGUGCUGCUGCUGGAGGUUCUGGUGCUGCUGGAGGUGCUACUGUAGUGGGUGCUCCUGUUGGGGGUACUGGUGCUGUUCCUGCUGUUUCUGGCGUCGCCGCGCGGCCCCGACCGUACUUCGUUCCGCUCCUGCAGCAGGUUCUUGGUCUUACACCUCCUCCUCCCUUAGAGGGUCCGCAGCCUGUCCGAUCACAGCCACAGCUACAGCCUGCCUCCCCUUUGCCUGCUCCUUCUCCCUACGCUGGUCCGACUGGAGGUCUUACUGAGCGUCGUGAGCCUGCGUCUCGUCCUGCGUCGCCUGUUCGUACUAAGCGCGCUAGUGGUCGCGGGUCGCGUCAGCGUCCUCCUCCUGUCCCUGGCACGCACCGGAUGUCACUGCGUCCGUCCACUGCUCCUCUGCGUGCCCCUUUGCCUUCUCCUCCUGCUUCCUCGCUUCCUGCUCUUGCCGACCCGGAGUCGGACUCUCUUCGUGCUGCCAGUCCUACUGUCACGCGUCUCCUUGCUACUGCUGUCACUGACCCUUCCUUCGAGUCGUCUGCUGCGUCUGCCCUUGUCACUGAGCUUGUCGACUUUGCUGCACGCUGUCGUCUGGACUACGCUGCCAGUCUUGUCGCUGAGUCUGAGUCUGCCUGUCCUCCGUCCGUCGGGGGUGAGUGUGCCCUCGGCACGGACGUCCUUGAGGACAGGCAGGAGGAGUUCCAGUGUCUGGCUGCCGCUUCACCUCAUCUCGCGUCUGUACUGCUAGCCCCUGAGGGAGACCCGGAUGCACAAGACAUCCCGACUCCGCGCUCUUACGCGGAGGCGAUAGAGGGUCCCUACUCCUCUCAGUGGCAGGCAGCUAUGGAUGCAGAGAUGGCUUCCUAG